AUCCCUUAGACUGUCAGGAUGGUGUCUUGGAUGAUCUGUCGCCUGGUGGUGCUAAUAUUUGGCAUGCUAUAUCCUGCAUAUGCUUCCUACAAGGCUGUGAAGAGCAAGAACAUCCGAGAAUAUGUCCGGUGGAUGAUGUAUUGGAUUGUCUUUGCAAUCUUCAUGGCAGCGGAAACCUUCACAGACAUCUUCAUUUCCUGGUUCCCGUUUUAUUAUGAGAUCAAGAUGGCCUUCGUGCUGUGGCUGCUGUCACCUUACACCAAGGGGGCCAGCCUGCUUUACAGAAAGUUUGUCCACCCGUCCCUAUCCCGCCACGAGAAGGAGAUCGACGCAUGCAUUGUGCAGGCAAAGGAGCGCAGCUACGAAACCAUGCUCAGUUUCGGGAAGCGGAGCCUCAACAUGGCUGCCUCUGCCGCUGUGCAGGCUGCUACCAAGAGUCAAGGUGCCCUAGCUGGAAGGCUGAGGAGCUUCUCUAUGCAAGAUCUGCGCUCUAUCCCUGACACCUCUGCCCCCACCUACCAAGAUCCCCUCUACCUGGAAGACCAGGCCCCCCGGCGGAGACCCCCUAUCGGAUACCGGCCAGGCGGCCUGCAAGACAGUGACACAGAGGACGAGUGUUGGUCAGACAAUGAGAUAGCCCCCCAGCCACCUGUUCGGCCCCGAGAGAAGCCUCUGAGUCGCAGCCAGAGCCUCCGUGUGGUCAAGAGAAAGCCAUUAGUUCGAGAGGGCACCUCACGCUCCUUGAAGGUCCGAACCCGGAAAAAGACCAUUCCCUCUGACCUGGACAGCUAGAAUCUGCAGAUGCAGGCCACCUUACCUCUGGAGCCAGCAGGGGACCUUUCUCUGCUCCUUCUGGCUUCUGCCUAAGGCUGUGCCUAAGGGGCACAUGGUGUGCUACCCUCCAGGGGCUACACCCACAGUAUACCAAAGCAGGCCAGGCCCAGGGUUAUUUAUUGCCUUCCUCUGCCUUUUACUUUCCCAGACAGGGAACCAGAGCCCCACCAGUCCCUAAAGACAAAACCAAAAGUCCAACCAGCUGUGUUCAUUCCUUCUUGUCCUCCAAAAUACUUGACAGCCUUUUCCAAGGCCUGGUGUGUGUCCAUGUGUGUGUGUGCGCAGGUGUGUCCUAGCUGAGUGUUUUGUGUUGGUGAGUGAGGUCAGGCUUGUGAAUAUUUUUAUAAAUAAAUACCAGUGUUUGGCCUCUCC
This is a messenger RNA of Rattus norvegicus (Norway rat), 1206 nucleotides long. RefSeq names its product receptor accessory protein 4 (gene Reep4). Gene Ontology annotation, cellular component: endoplasmic reticulum membrane. Bases 19 to 792 code for a protein of 257 amino acids. The transcript has 8 exons. The record is from RefSeq and is marked provisional. NCBI's taxonomy places the organism in Eukaryota, Metazoa, Chordata, Mammalia, Rodentia, Muridae.